GCAAAGUUGUUUACCAAAAAUUCCAGUGAGUUAGGUGUUUCGUCAUGCGGUUUUAUUAAUCCAAUAGCUUUUAUAUAGGUUAUAAUGUCCUUAAAAUGAGAUCUGUGUCUUUCGUUGACCAUCUUAAAAUAAAAGUCAAUGGUAAGGUGGGGCAAGGAUGUAUCGCACUCGGUGACGUUGACGGAGAUGGUUGCAGUGAACUUGUUGUUGCAGAUGACGGGGGUCAUGUGCAAGUUUUUAAGGGUGAUUCCACAAAGCCAUGUUGGGAGUCGUCUGAUUUCGGUGACAUUACGUGCUUGACAAUAGCAGAUUUAUGUAACGAAGGGAAGAAUUGUGUUGCUGUGUUUACCACUGAUGGAGCCUUUUCAAUACUUGAUUUCAACAAAUCGCUUGAUGCACCUAUUAUUCACUCUGAUCAUGUCAUACCAAACAUAAUGAAUGUGCUUGUAUCAGAUUUGGAUAGUGAUCAAUUAAAUGAGCUAAUAGCUUGCCAUAGUGACCACUGUGUAUCUGCAUACAGGUGGAAUUCAAAACAUAAACGCUUCACAAUCCUUCAAAGGUGGACACUGCGUCAAUUAGUUGGGAACAUCAGUAUACAUGUUAGUUCUGAUGAAGGAGUUCCCUCUAUAAUUGUUUCCCAACCUGGCUGCUCAUACGCUGUACUUUCCAUAAACUGGAACCAGUCUGAGGCAGUUAAAACUGGUCCCAAUAUAUCAGAGAGCACCGUAACAUAUACUCCACUGUCAAGUCAGUCUCGAUCACAAAACCCAACCAUCACGUGUCAAAUUCUUGGUGACAUCACCAAAUCUUCAUCAAGCCCUGCUGGUUAUUUCGCUUUAUGUACACUAGACGGCACACUGAAGCUAAUGGAAGAAGAUAAGAUACUCUGGUCUUUACAGGUAGACCAUCAGUUGUUUGCAUUAUACAAACUCGAUAUUCUUGGCGAUAAUAGAGAAGAAGUUAUUGUAUGCGCAUGGGAUGGACAAACUUAUAUUGUAGAUCACGACAGAAAUGUCGUUCGAUAUCAAUUCCUAGACAAUGUACAGGCAUUCUGUGCCGGAAGCUUCUCCAUUGAUUCCAAGCAAAAUCGGCCAUGUUUCGUUUACUCUGAUUUCCACAAUCAUGUGUGGUUGUAUUAUGAUGUUAAACUGCCGUUCCUUAAAGCUACUGAUCUUCUUACUUUUGCUGAAUCAGACCAGGAGAUGAGUCGGUUAUUCCUACAACUAGGAGCAACUACUAUAGAGGAAAAACGGUCAUUGCUAAAGAAGUGUGGCUCAACCAUCUUGGAUCAAGUAAAACUAAAUUCAAAUAAUGACAAGGAUUUAAAUUCCCAAUAUAGUAAAGAUACAUGGUUAUAAAUAAUUUGCCCAAUAUGGACCCAUUUUAUUUGGGUGAUGGAUCAACCCUGGCUGAGUCUUGGUUCUUAUGGUAUGCUUCUAUGAUAAUAUGUAUAAAAAACCAUGUUAGUAGUUUUUUUUCUAGGAUUCUGUAUAAUAUUAUUCAUUUCUUUCGCUCCAUGCUAAAGUAAAUCUUACAUUUAUUGAAUGAGUUUUAUCAGUUUUGCCCUUUAGUUAAUAUUCAAUGAUUUUUGAAGUCUUGAUUGUUUUUGUAUUGAUUACAUUUUGCAAGGGG
Molecule: messenger RNA, 1632 nt
Organism: Ciona intestinalis (vase tunicate)
Lineage: Eukaryota; Metazoa; Chordata; Ascidiacea; Phlebobranchia; Cionidae
Source: RefSeq, a predicted model, not a curated record